Molecule: messenger RNA, 1485 nt
Organism: Oncorhynchus gorbuscha (pink salmon)
Lineage: Eukaryota; Metazoa; Chordata; Actinopteri; Salmoniformes; Salmonidae
Product: T-cell surface glycoprotein CD3 zeta chain-like
Exons: 7
Coding region: 462-1133 (223 amino acids)
Source: RefSeq, a predicted model, not a curated record
AAGUUAUUCUGUACCUUAGCUUUGAAAUGUUUUGAUAAUUUGAUAUCCUUGCUCGCUGUGUACAAUACUGGAGCUGCCACCUUGCCAUGGUGGGGUAGAUUGCACAUUUUUGUGAUGUGUCCCUGUGGGCUGUAACAACAGCAACCAAAUUUAGGCUCUUGCAGGUUUAACAAUCCAGCCGUGCCAAUAAUCACAGUAAUAUUUACCCUCUUGUUUAUUAUUGCUUUAUUUGACAGGAGGAAGCACACAGUACCUUUAGGAAAUGAAGUUGAUUUUUACAUUCAUAGGCUGUCUGUUGAUAAAGCCUGAAAUCUGUUACAAAUGGAGAUACUGAGGAGCUGAACAUGCACUACGGAAAAACAAAUGCUAAGAGAAAGGGAUAAGGGUGUAAAAUAGAGAAAGAGUGGUGGUUAGAGAGAGGAAGAGACAGCGAGAACUAAGACAGAAAAAGACAAGUAUAUAUGCUUAGGGAGGUAAAAAUAAGAACUUUAGAUAGAUGGAGAGAAUGUAGAAGAGCGAGGGGGAGCAAAUACAUUGGUGUCAGUGCAGCCACUUCCUGUGAUCAGAGAGAGAGAGAGAGCCCUCUAGAGCUAGCGCCCAUCAUUCAGCCCAGGACCAAAAGAGAGGGAUCAUCACCCGUGUCCUUGCAGAGAAAUAGAGAAAAGAGGAUGACCAUUAUAUGGAGGACAGGUGUCAUGCUGAUGCUGAUGUUUUUUUCUUCUGCAGAGGCUUCAUUGAAUGAACCGGUCAUCUGCUACAUACUGGACGGAGUCCUGAUUCUCUACUCCAUCAUCACCACCGUUCUAUUCUUCAAAGUGAAGUGGGGCAAGUCUGUAACUGCACCUGUGGAGGACUCCACAUAUGCAGAACUCCUGACGGGUACUAUUGCUGACGACUAUGAGGAUCUAAGGACUGACCAGACUGCAGCUACUAGACGGAAGCGCAGACAGGAAGCUAGUAGCGACACAUACCAGGCCCUCCAGAUAAAGGAUGAUGGGAGUGAGGCCUACCAGGUGAUCGAGUCCAAGGGGAGGACUCGCAAGAAGGACAAGAAAGCCAAGGUCUCCCAGCCUCUCAGUGCAAACACCCAGACUCAGACCCGGCCCUCCGCCCUGCCACCACCUCCAAACUGAUCUGACCCAGUCAGCCCUCGGCACAGAGGCAGCUGUUUACUACUCCUGAGCUCAACUCCCUGCUCUGUUAUUGCAUGUUACAAAUCAGCAGAAACGUGUGCUUAUCUUAUCUAUGUGUAUUAUCAUGUCAUUUGUUAACUUUAUUGACUGCUUUCUGUGCCCUUUAUGGCUGUAUGUGGUAAUGUUGAUAUUUUGAACAUAAUAAAAGACACAGUACACGUUCCAAUGUUAAAACACUUGGAAAAUGGUUUAAUGAUGUUUACAACUAAAGAGAACUGUACAGUUACAGUAAAAUAUUGUUUAUAUAUAUAUAUAAACAAAUAAAAUACAGCAGACAAAUGCAUCAAAUCUA